UGCUGCCGCCGCUGUUUAUCUUCCUCGGGUUCCUCUGGUUUGGAGAAAGAGACCUCCACGGCUGGGGCUUUCCCUGACUUUGCUUUUCUUCCUGGGCAUCCACCUUGUAUCUCCAGCUGCCUUCACUGCACCCCGCUCCCCACUUUACCUUCCUCAUUCUCUUCUCUCUACCCUUUCUUGCACUCCCCAGAGCCAAACCCGGUGCUGCUUCUGCUUGGAUGCAAUUGAGGAUUGGCUCUCUCACCCGCUCUCCUUCUCCCUCCCCUCCUCCUCCAUCACCCACCCCCGAAUCGUCUUUCCGCUUUAUUUUAAGUAAUUCUGGGAGCAAGUGCCCAACCUCUGUGGUUUGUUCAGCUGUGCAGCAUUUGGUAAAGAAAAAGACAAGAAGAAACUGGAUGAUGACAACAGUAGUCCUAUGGUCCCGCAGUCUGCUUUCUUGGGGCCCACCCUGUGGGACAAAACCCUUCCUUAUGAUGGAGAUACUUUCCAGUUGGAAUAUAUGGACUUGGAAGAAUUCUUGUCAGAAAAUGGCAUCCCCCCCAGCCCCUCUCAGCAUGAUCACAGCCCCCACCCCCCUGGACUGCAGCCAGCAACCUCAGCCGCCCCCUCUGUCAUGGACCUCAGCAACCGGGCCUCCACCUCGGUGCACCCCAGCAUCUCCUCUCCGAACUGCCUGCAGAGCCCCAUCAGACCAGGUCAGAUAUUAUCCACAAACCGCAACACGCCAAGUCCCAUUGACCCUGAGACCAUCCAGGUCCCUGUGGGUUAUGAACCAGACCCAGCUGACUUGGCUCUGUCCAGCAUCCCUGGCCAGGAAAUGUUUGACCCUCGAAAACGCAAGUUCUCAGAGGAGGAGCUCAAACCACAACCCAUGAUUAAGAAAGCUCGCAAAGUCUUCAUCCCUGAAGAUCUGAAGCAGGAUGACAAGUACUGGGCAAGGCGCAGAAAGAACAACAUGGCUGCCAAGCGCUCCCGAGACGCCCGGAGGCUGAAGGAGAAUCAGAUUGCCAUUCGGGCUUCGUUCCUGGAGAAGGAGAACUCGGCCCUUCGCCAGGAGGUGGCUGACUUGCGGAAAGAGCUGGGUAAAUGCAAGAACAUACUCGCCAAGUAUGAGGCCAGACACGGGCCCCUGUAGGCCGCGCUGGGCCGGUGGCGAUCGCCUAGAUGGACAGUGUUUCCUGUUUGAUAACACCACAUCCAGACCAACCUUGCUGUCAUCAGCACUUUACUAGAAGCAUCAACAGAGACUGACUUGCAUUUGUGUGUGUGUAUGUGUGUGUGUGUUGUAUGUGUGGGGGCCUGCGCGCCAGGCUGUGUGCACCGAGGUGGGAGAGCCGGUGCCGGUGCAGUUCCCAUUUUUAUGAAACUCCUCCCUUCCCCCCCUCCUCCCACCUCUGACUUUUCAUUUAGUUCAACAACAACAAAAAAGUGCCACAUUUUUACUUGGACUAUUGAGAUCGAUGGUGGCUAUUCUCCCCCUUUUUUGUCUCCUGCAUCCUGACCCCCUCACCCCAGUCAGCGCUGCUUCCCUUUAGACUUUUAUUCCUCUUUUGAUCCCUUUCCUUGGAUUUAGACAGAAAGAUUCCAGUUUAAAAAAAAAAGUAGAUCUCAGUUUUUAAAAAUACAAGCUAUUGUUUAUGUUUAAUCAAACGUUAACAUACUAAUAAGGUGCACAGGAUAACUUAGUGCUACACAGCAGAAAUAUUAAUUUAGAGAUUGCUUUCCUCAUAUUUUUAAAUUCUGGUGAUAUUUGUCUACAAAUCUCAAGUGUUGUUUAGAUUCAUUAGGGCCCCAUGUUAUCCGUAUCUGCUAAGUUUCCUUUUGAAUCUCCGAGCCCCAACUAUGUAAGAACACCAUUACUAGGGCACACAGAGUGUUUUUUGCACUGUCUGUACCUAAAGCAAUAACCCUGUUGUAUGCUAGAGCAUGCUGCCUGAGUCUUCUUACUAGUGGAUGUAGGAUCAUUCCCUACCUGAGAGUUUCAUUGUCUUAAAAAAAUAAAAGAAAGAAAGAAAAUAAGGAAAGUGACACAUUUUGAGCAUGCCCAGAACAUCCCCAGAUUAGGAGAAGCAGAGGAAGGUGCUGGGUCUACAAGAAAAUGGGCAAUUCAUAGAUAUCAGAGCCAAAUAACAAGUCUCACUCUCAUCAGCUUUUGAUACCAAAAGGAGUUUAAUUUGUCUUUCCCCCCCACCCUCACCCACACACACACACACACACACACACACACACACACACACACAUAUACUUCUUUUGGCACUUUUCUUCCCUUGUUCCAGUUGAAGAUGACAGAUAUCCAGAACAUAGUUCAGUGGUUUCAGAUCUGUUUUUUUUUUUUUCACUUUUGUAAAAUAUAUAUACAUAUAUAUAUUUUUUUGUGAAUUCUCUCUUGCUGUUUCUAAAAAUGAUUUUAAUUGUUAGCAAGUUGGGUGUUUUUUAAGCCCCACCUCUCCUUUUCUUCUCUACCCUGGUGUUGUUUUGAAAUUAUUCAUGAAAUAAUAACAAUUCUGGAAUUUCCUUUGUUGCUUUUUUGCUGUUUGCUUUAGGAUGUAAGUUCUGUUAUAAAGUGGACUUCUGAAAAAAAAAUGAAUGUAAAGACACUGGUGUAUCUCAGAAGGGGAUGAUGUUGUCAUAAACUGUGGUUAAUCCAAUCGAUUUGAAUGUUUACUCUAGACCAAAAGGAGAAAUUAUUAAAAAAAAUUGUUUAAUGUUUAUACAGAGUAAUUAUAGGAAGGUUUUUUUUUGUACAGUAUUUUUCAGAUACAAAUACUGACCAUGUAUUUUGAAAGACAUAUAUUAUAUAUAGCAAAGAGAAAAGGAAAAAAAUUUAUUCCAUGUUUUAAAAUUAUAUAGCAAAGAUAUAUAUAUAUAUAAAUAUAUAUAUAUUCACCAUUAUUGUACAGAGAAGGAAUGCUUUGGAGUUUUUGAAAUCUUUACUAUUUCAAGCCAAUCACUGACUCAUCAGCAUGUUUUCUGCUGCAAAUGAAAAUUUUUGACAAUACUGAGGCUUGCCACAAUACUUCUUGCUUGUAAACACAUAAGGAACUUUCGUAUUUUCUUUUAGGAAUUAAAAAGUAAGUCAGUCAAUAUCACCCAGAAGCACAAAAUGGAUUUUAGUCAAAUAUUUAUUGAAUGAUAACAGUAUUUUUUAGGAAAAGCAUCUGCCACAAAAUUUUAUGUUCACUCUAGAAUGACAUAUUGCUGGGAUGGGUUUCCUGCUGCAAGUAUUUGGAACAGCCCCAUUCUCCCUUGCAGACACAUGUCUCAAAUACGGUAUUGAAAUGUGGGGUGAAUAUCGGUGCUAAGUGUUUGGUCCGUAAUUUGCUAGAUGUUUCUCCUUUAACAAAGAUUGUUCCUUGUUUCACUGGAGUGUAUUAUGUCAACAGAUUGCAAUGUUACUGAAAAAAAAAAAAAGAUGGAACAUUUUGUUCUAGAUUAAAUAUUUCUUUUAUUCAAUGGGAUUUUCUAAUUUCCUGCCUCAUGAGUACCCAGUUCGUCAGUGAUGUCUCACUAUCAGUCCCUUAGGAAUGUCUCUGUAUUAGCAUCUUUGUGAAUGUGGCAAAACUGAUAAAUUGGCCAGGUUUUUGGCCUCCUAAUGGCAUUCACUCUGCCCCCAAACAACAGCUCAUGGAGGACGAUGGGUAAAGGAAUAAAAUAGAAAUUCUUGUCAACUGGCAUCUGAAAAAUUGACUUCCCAAAGGUAAAGUAGAGUGGGAUAGUGUAUCAGUUCAAACUCAAAUGAUUAUGAACUCAGAUUUUUCAGAAGCAGUGGUUAAUUGCAGUGGAAUUGGUAAUUGACAUAUUCUUAAUAAUAUGGGUACAUUCAAAUGGCCGUAAUUAACAGUUGUGAAGUCAGUGACAGAAAUUAUAUCUUGCAAGUGGAAAAGUGUCGGUGAAUUGCAUUUUGGACCAUCCUAACUCAUCAGAGUAUAAAAAGGCAGCUGAGCAAACAUCAUUGAUCUUUCUUGGAAUGGGCUUAUUUGUAAAGAAUUAACAUCACAGAUGUUUUCUAUGGAAAAUGAAAAGAAAAAAAAAAAACAUAACCCACCACAUUCUUUCUAUUGUGUGCCAGGAGAGGUUUUAAGCAGCUACCUCAUCUUUACAGUUAAACACUUCUGAGUCUGCACAGGUGCCUUAUAUCUGUUGCGCUCUCUUUCUUUCUUUCUGUCUUUCUGUUUUUCCUCUCUCCUUUUUCUCUCUGUCUCUCUCUCUCUCCCUUUCCCUCUCCCUCUUUCCCUCCCUUCCUCACUCCUUCUCUCUAUCUCUUUCUCCCUCCCCCUUUCUUUCCCCCUUUCUCCCUAUUCCCUUCUCUCUCCUUCUCUUUCUUCCUACCUCCCCCUCUCUCUUGCUCUUGCUCUCUUUCUUCCUUCUUUCCUCUUUCACUUUCCCUUUUCUUUACCUUCAUUCCCUCAGUCUCUGUCUCCCCCAUCCCUACUUCCACCUCCCAGUUGAGUUAAUCAUGCCAGGAAGGUUAAUCAUUCUGGUCAGUGAAGUGGAAGUAAUCUCAUACUGUGACUUGGUGAUAUUUAGAGCAAUCAGGACAGGACAAAUUCAGUCCAGUUAUCCUUAGAACAAUGUUGAUUGAACAUUGUUCAGUUAUACAAAUCACAUUGUCACUUUCAUCUGUCAUUAUAAGCACCUUACAGGGAUUAAAAAUCCAGGGAGUUGAAAAAUCGCAUCACCCCAAAACACAUCAAGUUAAAACUUGAAAUAGGAGUCUGCAGACUAGAAACUUUGCUGGCAGCUGUCUUUGACAAUUCCUUUUGACUAGCAGAGAAAUCUUGAAAAUUUAUCAACCAGACCAAGUUAGCAGCCCACUCUUCCCGCUAGGGGAUGUUUAUGAACAAUAAUAAAUUCCUUCAACAAGUAAAUACUCUUCAUUCUAUUUCUGUGGCUUUUUUUUUUUUUAGCCCAUGUGAAAAUCACAUUUGACCAGCUACAAGUUAGAAUGACUAUGAAUAGAGUCAGCAGUGCAGAAUAAUAGACAUUCCCUCUAGUAAGAACUUAUAUAAUGGAUCUCUUCAGUCACCCAGGGUUUGGAUGGAUUAAAAUUUAUACUGGUAGAAGAAAUGCCUAUGUCUCAAAGUUUAUAUAGUACUUUAAAUAUUAUUUAUUAGGGGGAAAGCAUGAUUGCUUCUUAGAACAAUACCAUAGGAGGUAGAGUUUUGCCUCCUGUCCAGGGAAAAUCUAGCAUCAUAGAUUUAGGACUUAAGUGAUGACAGGACUGAGUCCAAGCUACGUGGCCAACUCUCCAGGUGGUACUCACUUCCCUCAAUCUUGCCACCUUCCCUCUAUGGUUCUUUGAUUCCUACUUUUCCAUAAGGUCUAAGUCCCUGCUAAAUUCUCCUCUCUGCAUCUGGGAGUGACUUAAAAGUCAACAGAAACAAGCCUUGCUGUAGUCUUGGUAGCUUCUAUUUGACUGGUAAGAUGAGUCCCCUUUUGUUCUUUUAAAUUUCCUCUUUUGUGAUACUUAAGGACACUGGGACCUUUCAUUUGAGACCACCAGACCAAACUCUAUCUAGUGAUCAACCAUUGUAAUUUUGGGGAACACCACAAGAUUGCAUCUGUUAAAUAACUUGUGUUCACCUAGGCAAUCAGCUGAAAUUGUGCAUCAUGAUACAGGAUUGCUUCUUAUAUGUUGUUCAACCCAAACCUUUGUCUGUUAUUCUUAAUGUUUAAUAAACUUUGAACAUUUGUCUUCUCCUUCA
Antechinus flavipes (yellow-footed antechinus) is the source of this 5705-nucleotide messenger RNA. RefSeq names its product HLF transcription factor, PAR bZIP family member (gene HLF). Gene Ontology annotation, cellular component: nucleus. Gene Ontology annotation, biological process: regulation of transcription by RNA polymerase II. Gene Ontology annotation, molecular function: DNA-binding transcription factor activity, RNA polymerase II-specific; RNA polymerase II cis-regulatory region sequence-specific DNA binding. The record is from RefSeq and is a predicted model, not a curated record. The transcript has 4 exons. Lineage: Eukaryota; Metazoa; Chordata; Mammalia; Dasyuromorphia; Dasyuridae. The coding region runs from base 416 to 1135 and encodes 239 amino acids.